UGCACACUGGUGAGGAAUAUAGUAGACUUGAUUUCAUCAUGACAUUGGAAGUCUUCCAGCCAUCUUCAGCGGUUAUGACCUGGGUGGAAGCAUUCUCAUGGCUGGCCUAUUGAGAAAGACCUAGCUGAAAUGUUUUUCCUCAUUACAUGUGCUUUUAUGUGAUGCAUGCCAUGAGCUGGCCUGAACAGGAAAUGCUGGGCUUGUUCUGAUAUGAUACUGCAUGCUCAUUCCCUCUGGUCUAUGAGAAAUUCCCAACUUUCUGCUGGUAUUUAUAAACUCCGCCUCUCACAUAAACCCCGCCCAAUAACAAGUAUGAACAGGCAAAGAUUAAAGAAACAGAUGAGCUAGACAGAAGCUCCCACCCCUACGACGAUCAAACAGACUCUGCUCUAUGCAGAAAAACACAGGAGAAGCUGAGGAACUCUGGGUUUAUUUUUUACCUAUGUUUACAAUGAGAACUUCAAGACCUCUAAGUCAUGGACCUCACUUUGUGGCAGUACCAGUUUCGAAUCAUCAUGCUAGGAGACUCCACCGUGGGCAAAUCAUCCAUGUUGAAGCGCUACACUGAGGAUCUGUUUCUGGAGUGCAUCAACCAAACAGUCGGAGUGGACUUCUAUGUACACUUCCUAGAGGUGGAACCUGGGGUGAGGGUCAAACUGCAGUUCUGGGAUACAGCUGGUCAAGAGAGGUUUAGGUCCGUGACUCGCUCCUACUACCGUAACUCAGUCGGAGGUCUUCUGGUGUUCGAUCUGGGCAACCGUAAAUCUUUUGAAAACGUGCAGCAGUGGUAUGCAGAAGUGUGUGACCGUGUGCAACCCUACACUGUGCUCUUUGUGCUGGUGGGACACAAAAGUGACCGGGUCCAAGCUGGAGAGCGAGCCGUGGACCGAACUGAGGCAGAAAAGCUUGCAAGCCAGUUGGGAGCGCCGUACAUCGAGGCCUCAUCAAAAACAGGUCACAAUGUGAAAGAGGCCUUUGAACUCUUGACCCGGAGGGUUUAUCAGGGCAUAAAAAGUGGAGAGAUCCAGUUGCAUGAGGGGUGGGAUGGAGUCAAGAGCUCAGCACCUAGAGCCCAAACACUCCAGAAGAUACAAAACAAUGAUGCCGCUGAGAAAAACAAGAGCUGUGCUUGUUAACUUACAAUAAGUGGUUCUCGCAAAUUUUGUGUAGAUCUUCAAAUAGGAUGGAUGUGUCUGACAUUGCCAAAUACACAUAAAAGCAAAUGUAAAGGUCUUUCAGAUUGUAGGUAUAAACAGUAGUCAACAUUUGAAGUGGAUCAAAAAAGUUAAUCAAAACUGUCUUAAGACGAGAAUGCUUUUAGGUUUUAGGACAACUUUGAUUAAAGGUUUUGAUCCGCUUUAAAUGUUGACUAGUGUAUUAGAAUUUGUGCUUAUCUGCAAGAUAUCAGCAUUUGCGAACCACACUGAAACUCAUGAUUAACGUCAUAUAUACAAGCAUAUGUACAUUUAAUUUCCAAUUGUUUGUUCGUAUUUCUGGGAUCAACAUUGUAUAAAGGUGUCUUUAUUAGUGUGGCAACAGUGUUACUGCAUCAGUUAAAGAUUUUACCUGCUAUUCAUCAUAUUAUGUCAUAUUAUAAAGGCCAUGUAUUUCCAUAAGCAUGGAUGUAUUUUUGCUGAUACAGACAUUCUGGAGGUAUUUAAGAGUUAAACUAUUCACUAAUAUAUACAUACAUGGAUGCAUUGCUGAAACAGUUUAUGUUAGUUGUAAUUUCUGAAAUGAUGUCCCACAAAAUCUGAGUGAGUUCAGUCUGAAUAAAUUACAAUUAGUUGUUUUUUAUUCAUGAAAAACAAGAGACUGUACAACACUGUGAUACAUGGCAAAAAACAGUUUAUACUCAGUUCAACUCCACAGAAAUGUUCAAAUCUGCCCACAAAUCCACAGCAGAAAGGGUUUAUGCACCAUUUCCCAUAUAUCACACA
This is a messenger RNA of Sinocyclocheilus anshuiensis, 1940 nucleotides long. Its product is annotated as ras-related protein Rab-39B-like. The coding region runs from base 477 to 1136 and encodes 219 amino acids. NCBI's taxonomy places the organism in Eukaryota, Metazoa, Chordata, Actinopteri, Cypriniformes, Cyprinidae. Gene Ontology annotation, molecular function: GTPase activity; GTP binding. The record is from RefSeq and is a predicted model, not a curated record. The transcript is spliced from 3 exons.